This is a messenger RNA of Scutellospora calospora, 366 nucleotides long. NCBI's taxonomy places the organism in Eukaryota, Fungi, Glomeromycota, Glomeromycetes, Diversisporales, Gigasporaceae. The record is from the annotation of a GenBank genome assembly.
CCGCAUUUUUAGAUAUUGUCAGUAUAUUAGAUACUUUAUACGUAGUAGAACCAAAUAGGUUUACCUCUAGAACUUUAAAUUUAGUUGUUUGUGUAGCAAUGUCUUGUGUGAUAACUUUAGAUAGAGAAAUUAUAAAAGCAUAUUCAAGACGACAAGCAGCUGACAAAGAUGUUCCUGUCAUAUUAGAUAAUGAACCUGGUUUUUGUAGUAGAGACAAAUUGAUACCAAAAAGAGUUUUAAUGGAGAAUGAUAUAGAUCCGGCAUAUGCUAUUGAAUCAGAAUCGGUCAGCUACACACAGAUGCUAUGCUUAAUUGUUAAUGCUUUAGACUCUUCAGAAUCACACUACACUCUUCGUCAGGCGAAUA